This is a messenger RNA of Arachis ipaensis, 1557 nucleotides long. RefSeq lists its product as uncharacterized. NCBI's taxonomy places the organism in Eukaryota, Viridiplantae, Streptophyta, Magnoliopsida, Fabales, Fabaceae. The record is from RefSeq and is a predicted model, not a curated record.
AUGGAACAGUCACAAAAUGAUCAACAACAACAACAUAAUGCUGGACAAGAAUCUCAGACAGCUUCCUCUCGAGGAAAAUCUGACCUGGCUUGGGAAUAUUUCACUGUGAAAUAUGAUAAAAAUAAUAAGGCACAAUAUACGUCUAUUUUUUGUUUGAACACUUAUAAUGGAGGGGGGAUAUAUAGGAUAAAAUAUCAUCUUGCGAAAAUUCCUGGACAAAUCAAAGUAUGUAGCAAAGUAACUGAAGAAGUUGAACUUCAAUUCAAAAGGAUUCUGAUGGAAAACAAGAAAAAUAAGAUGGAGAAAAGAAAAUUUGAGGAGGAGGCUUAUGGUGGGGAAGCACAUGCACAAGAGUCUGAAUCGCCUAACCCUAUACAAGCUGCUGUUCCUACAACAACGGGAGACAAAGGAAAGAGAAGAGCUGUAGUAGCUACACAAAUUGGAAGUUACUUUAAAGAAAGAACUACUCCAGGAUCUCAACCGACUAUGAGAAGUGUUUUGGCUAGCAAAGAAAUUGUGCACAAGGCUAAGUUGGGACUUGCCAAAUGGAUUGUUGAUGCACAUAUUCCUUUCAAUGCAAUUCAAUCGCCUUACUUUCAACCUGCAUUGGAUGGUGUUGCUGCAAUUGGACCUGGUUUUAAGGGACCAUCAUAUGAUAAAAUGAGAGUUCAUUUGCUGGCUGAUCUUAAGAGAGAGUGUCAGUUGCUGGUUGAAAAGUAUAGGAGCUCAUGGAAAAGCACGGGUUGUACACUGAUGGCAGAUGGGUGGACUGAUCAAAGGCAACGAACUUUAAUUAACUUUCUAGUUUAUUGUCCUUCUGGUAUGUCGUUUGUUAAGACUGUUGAUGCUUCUGAUGUGAUAAAAACUGCCAAUGCAUUGUUUAAUUUGUUUGCUGAUGUUAUUGAGUGGGUUGGGCCUAGUAACAUUGUGCAUGUGGUCACUGAUAAUGCUGCUAAUUAUGUAUCUGCUGGAAAACUUAUUCAUGAAAAAUACCCAAAUAUAUUUUGGUCUCCCUGUGCUGCCCAUUGUAUCAAUCUUAUAUUGAAACAUAUUGCAAGUAUUCCUGAUAUAUCUGACCUUGCUUCCCGUGCUUCAAAAGUAACUGUGUUUGUCUACAAUCAUAUGAUCUUAUUGUCUUGGCUUAGAAAAAGAAAAAGUUGGACAGAAAUUGUUCGACCAGGAGUCACACGUUUUGCCACUGUUUUCAUUACUUUGAAAAGUAUAUAUGAUCACAAGGUAGAUUUGCAGACAUUGAUGGUAGACCAAUAUUUUACUUCUCAUAAGUUAUCCAAAAGUGCUAAUGGAAAGAUGGUUAGCUCAAUUGUCUUGGACAGUAAGUUUUGGCAAGAUUGUCUUACCACUGUGAAAAUUGUUAGUCCUCUUAUUAAGUUGUUGAGGCUUGUUGAUGCUGAUGAAAAAACCUCUUUGGAAAUCGUGUAUGAAGGCAUGCAAAGACCAAAAAAGGCUAUCAAUACCAUGUUCAGAAAUCGGAAAGCUGCUUAUACGCCAUACACGAGUAUCUUGAAAAUGAGGUGUGACGAACGUGAUUUUUGCUAG